ACAAUUUCAACAUCGAAGUUCAGGAUAUCCAGCUGUUUUACAAGUUUAUGACCUCACGGAAAGCAUAACAAAGAUGACAGCCUACCAAAACAUUUGCCAGUUAUCAGGAACCAUGUGAGCUGCCGUAUCAAGACAACAAAUUCACAGCAGAACAAACAUUGAUUGAAACAAGAUGGCGUCCAUCCACGAUGAGCCCAUCAUGCCGACCGUCCACAAGCUCCCUGCUAUCAACACAGGCAGGCUGGUCUCAGGGUCAGGGAAAGGAUCUACAGUUCACCUGGAGUCAGCCGCAGACACCUGGGCAGUCCAGGUGAGAAGACAGCUGCAGGAACAGGUGAACAAUGGCGACGAACCAGGUGAGGAGCUGGUACAACAGCUGGUUCAGCAGGUGGUGUCGGCUUUCAUCUCAACUCUGCAGAACGACAGACGACCGUCCUGGCUGUACCUGUGUGAUGUCCUGUGUCUGCUGGAGCCACAUACAGAACUCUUACAGGGGAGACAACAGAUCGCCCACUACCUGGAGCGUGUCUACAACCAUGUACAGACUCAUCAAGAGAGACUGUUUGAUAUCAACAUAGUCCAAGCUUUAAACAAAGUCUUCCCAAAGGAUAUGGAGAGAAUACAGCACACCGGUGGCAACCCACGGAACUACCGUACCCCCACACCACCGCGGCUGCUGAGCACAACACCCACCACUAGCACCAAGAGAAACUCACUGUCAUCCUCUGUAGGCCUACAGUUACCAGAUGGGUCCAAUCCCUAUGUACUGGAGAGACCUGAUGAUGAGACGAGGUAUUUCAGGCCCAAGCCUCUGUCCAUGGGGGACAUACGGGCAGCCAUACCAGCUGUGGUGUUGGAGGCAUCGUCUCGUGAGUCUGUUUGGGGCACCAGUAUGGGCAUCACUGCUACAGCUAUGAGCUUAGAUCUACACGAUGAGCUGAAGCCAGCGCCGCCAGAAAAGAUGUUCGAAAGCUUGACCAGUAUUAUCGAGUCCAAACUUGAUGAGGAUGUAUCCAUCAGUGAAGAAGCUGAGUCUAUGAGCGAGGCUCCUCCCAUGACCGGCCGCGAGGCUGCAGAGAUGUUUGUAAAAGGGAAACACCUGGGGAGGGUGGAGUUUGUUUACCUGAACCUGACCCCGAACAGACACUACAGGCCCUACGACUUGGUGGUGGUGCCGAAGCAAAAAAUCAACAAAGAGCACUACGUGUUCUCGAGGUUUGGUGCGCUGCACGUCCGUCCGGAUGAGCCAAACGACACCAUGACCAUCGCAGACUGGAAGCAGGAGGCUGUGAGGUGGUCAUCGCUGAUGUGCAUCCCCUUCUUUAAGCACUUCCUUGUCAGGAAGGCUUUCUUAAGAUGGAAGUCCUACAAGAGAUACGAAGACUUCUGCAGAAUAAGAGAGGAUGUGGAGGAGAACCUGCCUCUAGCCGUCCCCAGGUUUGGAGCUGCUCUACUGCACAUCAGCAGAUUACUCUUGGAGCUGACAGCAAUCAACAUCCUGCCUGCUUCAACCAACACCUGUUUCACCCUACCUGAGUUUGAGACAAUCAUCAAGAAGAAGCGGAAAGAAGCAGAAAAAAUUCUCGCCAAGUUCUUUGGCUACUCCCAGGCUGUAGUGAAUCAGAUUGUGAGUGAGGUGUUUGAGCAUCUACAACACUGUGAACAGCAGGUCAAGCAGACGAAGACUGUGUACACUAAGGAGUCGCUGUACCUGCAAAGACAGAAGAAGGAACAAAGAAUCCAGAACUUCAAGAAAGCGAAGGCAGUGGCAAGUCGUCUAGGAAAUUUUGUGAAGCUGGUUGAUCAAAUCUUACUGGCACAUAUGGUGUCCCUGGCAAGGAAGAACAUUGGGGCCUUCGUUCACACCACCAUGCAGGCAGGGGAAGAGGCUGAAAGGGACGCUCUCUUCAAGGCCAAGCUGGUCUUCAAUAGAAAUGAUGAGCUGGUACUGUACCCCAGUAAGGAGAAGUUCCAGAACGCCACCUACAGCGCCCUUCUGGGAAUCCCUGCUGUCAUCUUCCGCUCGGCACACCCCUCUGAGGAUGGUGCCUCCACACAAGGCAGUCCAGGGACAGGGUCACGAGGCAGAGUUGAGUCCAGUUUGAGCUCGCCCGUGAAGCUAAACGUGAGCCAGGAAUCAGCACGAGUUCAGCCCCAGCCCAGUACGGGAUCCAAGCAAGACCGGUCUUCCAUGCAGACAUCGCGUAGUGGUGCUGUAACUGGCACCACCAGUAACUACACACUGGGAGAUCCAACGUUGGAAAGACCGGCCAUGAAGACUAAAGAUGAAGACAGACUGGGCGUGGCAACCCCUGACCUCAUUGUGGGGGCACAGACCCCCCGCGGACUGACCGUGGGAGGGCAGGGCUUCAUGGGACAGUACAGCCCUCUGUCCAAGGGGAGUCUGGAGACAAAACUGGCCACAGAUGAGGUGGUGAGUGCGGAUGUCCAGCUGCACGAGGACAUGAUGAUGUCAGCGAUGGGGGAGAUCGACAGCUUCUGUAUCGAGCAUGUCUGGAUCAAACCCAUGCACAAGUACGCCCGCGAGUGGAGCAGGACUGUGCUGAAGGCCUUUCAUGGUCAAGAGGCGUUUGACAUUGAGGUUUGUGGUGCAACAGAAAAACUGAAUGAGAUCAAGAACUGGAUCGAGCGGAUCAAAGAUGUAGAGAAGACGCUGACGACGUCAGACGGGCUGUUUGAGGUAGACUGCAGUAUCCUGCAGCAGGAGCUGGUGCCUGCGCUCAGCAACAUCUUCAAGCAGCUCAUCCAGCUGGUCGCAGACGAUGCCAAGAACCUCUCUACUAGCUUUGUGGAGGAGAUUAAGAAACUUAGCAAGACUCUGAAGGAUCAGAACACGACAGUGGACCAGUUUGCAGUGUUUGCAGGACAAGUGAAGGAAUAUCGCAGCAGGACACAACAGUUACAGGAGAAGGUCUCCUAUAUCAAGUCUAUGUAUGAGGUGAUUCGGAUGAGCUACCGAUCUUUAAACCCAGAUGAGGAGAAGUUGGAAGAGCGUGUGCGCACCACGUGGGAGAGUUUCCUAGUGCAGCUGCAGGAGGCACAUGACUUUGUGCACACACAGACUCCAGUCAUGCUGGAGGAGCUGGACAUGACGUAUCAGACCCUACAUGAGGAGGCACUGACUAUCAGUCGCCAGGCAACCAGCGGCAAGUUCUUGGACCCAUCCCAGCAUUCCCCAACCAUCCUGACAGACAUGCGACAUCUGGCAGAGAAAUUUGGUGCCAUUCAGCACCAGAUGGAGGAAAUCAGCAAGUGGCGUGAGAUGAUCACAGGAACUGGUUACGACCUGUCGGCGCUGGGGUUCAUGGUGGGACAGAUGGACAUGCGGAGGGAGCUGUGGAAGUAUGUAGAGGUGGCGACAUACCACAUCAAGGACUGGAAAGUGCAACUGUUUAGAAAGGUACUCUUGCUUACUCUGUUUCUAUUAUGGAUAUUUGGUAAAAGGUAAAGAUAGUCCCAUAGCUCUUUGAGGCCAUGAGGGCAGGGGCUUAUUAUGUAAGGCACAGUAUUGGAAGGUGAAGCCCAUCCCUCUCCUUCCACCACCUUCUAGCUCCUAAACCAAAUUACCCAUUUUUAC
Messenger RNA from Branchiostoma floridae (Florida lancelet), 3598 nucleotides. RefSeq names its product dynein heavy chain domain-containing protein 1-like. The coding region runs from base 173 to 3469 and encodes 1098 amino acids. The transcript is spliced from 28 exons. Gene Ontology annotation, molecular function: dynein light intermediate chain binding; minus-end-directed microtubule motor activity; dynein intermediate chain binding. NCBI's taxonomy places the organism in Eukaryota, Metazoa, Chordata, Leptocardii, Amphioxiformes, Branchiostomatidae. The record is from RefSeq and is a predicted model, not a curated record. Gene Ontology annotation, cellular component: dynein complex. Gene Ontology annotation, biological process: microtubule-based movement.